AUGAGUCUGCGAAGCGGGGCCCGGCGAGUAUUUGACUCUUUGCGACUGUCCUCGUGUGCACCUGCCACCCUCCCUGCCUCUCGCUCUGCUGCUGCCUGUGGCUUCCCCCCGUUGGCGCGUUUCAGCACCUCUCCCGCAACCAUGGCGAACCUGUCCGCCUCCAUUGAGGGCCUCUCCCUCCAGUCCACAGACAAGAGCUCCAAAUUUCAGGACUGCUUCCCGUCGUUGAACCCCAUCGAUAUCUACCGCGAGCAUCUUGCCGAGGAAUUGGCCAAGGUCUCCGGUGUCGACGCCGAGAAGAUCUUCCCUCGCAUCGCGUGGACGGCCACGCUGGAGAAGGGUGAUCUGUCGCUGGCGGUCCCUGCUCUGCAACUCAAGGGGAAGAACCCCAAGGAACUGUGCGCUGAAUUCGCCGCCAAGUUCCCCGAGUCCGACCUCAUCCACCCUCCGACAGCAACGGGCCCCCACUUGCAAUUCUUCUUCAAGCCUCAGCCUCUGGCCCGCACCGUCCUCCCCCGGAUCUUGACGGAGAAAGCGGCGUAUGGAACCAAUGGCAACCAGGGUCUGAAGGACCCAUCAGACCCCUCCAAGGGCAAGAAAAAGAUCAUUGUCGAGUUCUCCUCGCCCAACAUUGCCAAACCUUUCCAUGCCGGUCAUCUGCGCAGCACGAUCAUCGGUGGUUUCCUCUCCAAUCUGUACACGGUCAUGGGGUGGGACGUGGUCAAGAUGAACUAUCUGGGUGACUGGGGCAAACAGUACGGCCUGCUGGCCAACGGCUACAAAUACUUCGGCAGCGAGGAGGCUCUAGCCAAGGACCCGAUCAACCACCUGUUCGAGGUUUACGUCAAGGUGAACGUCCUCGUUGCUGAGCAGGCCGGCCCGAUCAAAGAAUUGAAGGACCAGAUCAAGGCCAAGAAGGACAAGGGCGAGGAUGUCGCCGCCCUGGAGGCAGAGCUGGCUCCCCUGGUGGAUGCCAGCGAGGACGAAAAGGCCCGCCGCUACUUCAAGAGCAUGGAGGAUGGAGACCCGGAAGCGCUUGGUCUCUGGCGCCGAUUCCGUGACCUCAGUAUCGAGAAAUACAAGCAGACGUAUGCCCGCCUCAACAUUGACUUCGAUGUCUACUCCGGAGAAUCGCAGAUCAAAGCCGAAAGCAUGGAAGCUGCCUACGAGCAGAUGAAGAAGGCUGGUGUGUCCGAGGAGUCCGAUGGCGCCGUCAUUGUCGAUUUCACCAAACACGGAGCCAAGAAGCUGGAGAAGGCCAUCAUUGUUCGCAAGGACGGUACCCCGCUCUACUUGACUCGUGAUAUUGGUGCGAUCACGGAGCGUGACCAGGCAUAUCACUUUGACAAGAUGAUCUAUGUCGUUGCCAUGCAACAGGAUCUGCACUUGGCCCAGCUCUUCAAGAUUACCGAAUUGAUGGGCCACAAGGAUCUGGCCAGCCGCUGCCAGCACAUUAACUUCGGUAUGGUCCGUGGGAUGAGCACCCGCAAGGGUACCGUCAAGUUCCUGGAUGAUAUCCUGCAGGAUGUCGGGGACAAGAUGCACGAAGUCAUGAAGAAGAAUACUGUCAAGUACGAGCAGGUUGCGGACCCGGUGAAGACCGCCGAUAUCUUGGGUAUCACGGCCGUCAUGGUACAGGAUAUGACUGGCAAGCGUAUUAACGGCUACGAGUUCAACUUGGAGGCCAUGACCUCAUUUGAGGGCGACACGGGCCCUUACCUGCAGUACGCCCACGCCCGUCUGUGCUCGAUGGCCCGCAAGGCGGAGCUGAACAUGGAUGAACUCCACACGGCCAACUUCGAUCUCCUCACCGAGAAACACGCGGUCGAUCUGACCCGCUUGCUUGCCCAAUGGCCCGAUGUGCUCUUGCAGACUGCUAAGACUCUCGAGCCCAUCACUGUCCUCAGCUACCUGUUCCGUAUGACGCGCAUGCUGAGCUCGAGUUACGAUGUGCUCAAGGUGGUCGGCAGCGAACCCGAGCUGAAAAAGGCCCGCAUGGCCCUGUACGCUUCGGCUCGCCAAGUCCUGCACAAUGGCAUGCGGGUGCUUGGUCUCAGCCCCGUGGAGCGGUAUGUUUCCUUUUCCCCUUUUCCAAGACGUUUAUACUGA
Penicillium riverlandense is the source of this 2109-nucleotide messenger RNA. Its product is annotated as arginine--tRNA ligase. The transcript is spliced from 3 exons. Lineage: Eukaryota; Fungi; Ascomycota; Eurotiomycetes; Eurotiales; Aspergillaceae. Gene Ontology annotation, biological process: mitochondrial translation; arginyl-tRNA aminoacylation. The coding region runs from base 1 to 2109 and encodes 702 amino acids. Gene Ontology annotation, molecular function: arginine-tRNA ligase activity; ATP binding. The record is from RefSeq and is a predicted model, not a curated record. Gene Ontology annotation, cellular component: cytoplasm; mitochondrion.